Molecule: messenger RNA, 5727 nt
Organism: Hemicordylus capensis (graceful crag lizard)
Lineage: Eukaryota; Metazoa; Chordata; Lepidosauria; Squamata; Cordylidae
Gene: SENP7
Product: SUMO specific peptidase 7
Exons: 24
Coding region: 192-3404 (1070 amino acids)
Biological process (GO): protein desumoylation
Cellular component (GO): nucleus; cytoplasm
Molecular function (GO): SUMO-specific endopeptidase activity
Source: RefSeq, a predicted model, not a curated record
UAAUUGUGUCUUUUUAAUAAUCUUGUUUUUAAAUUCUGCUGGAAACUGCCUUGAAAUUGUUUGAAUGAAAGGCAGUAUAUAAAUUUAUCAAUCAAUCAAUCAGUCAGGAGCAUGCAAGCCCAAGGGAGCGGGUGAAGCACGCAGGUGGCAGUGGAGAGGUUAAGAGAUAGCAUUGUGACUAUUCCAGGCCUAUGUCAGAAUUGUUGAUUGCCUCUACACCCAUAAUACAGAAUAUACAGUACCCACUAACAACAACAAUGGAAGGAUGUGGAAAAACUGCACCUUCAGGUUCAUUCAAAUUUCGAAUACCAAAGAAGAAACGAAACGCACGUUCGGAUGAUAUUCAUGUUCAGUCCCCAUUGUCAAGGCUUGCAGACACCCUCAGCUGCCCAUUGCAAGAGUGGAAGCUGAGACCUAGAAAUAAGAACGUGUAUCACUCAAACUGGAAGAGGAAAAGGCAGUUAGAAAAAUGUUGCAUCAGUGAUGAAGGAUCAGCUUUUGGGCAACCCAAAGUUAUCUUGACGAAUGUCCUGAAGACGGAAAUAGGAAGAAAAUACAUAAAGACACAACUUAUAACUGAUGCUAAUUUAUCUCAUGGUGUCAAGUUGCAGUCACAUCUACAAUCUUCAUCAUCUGUUGAGAGUGUAGAGAUAUGGCAAAUAUUAAGUCCUCUUGACCAAAGCCUUUUAAUACCUAAAAGGCAACCCAAAGUUACCUUGACGAAUAUUCUGAGGACGAAAACAGGAAGAAAGUACGUGCAAAGAGACCUUUUAACUGAUGCUAAUCUAUCUGAUGCUUUCAAGUUGCAGUCAGAUGAACACACCUCCUCAUCUGUUGUCUGCCUAGAAUCAUGUCAAAAAAUAAGUUCUCAACAAAGCUGUUUUUCCCCUAAAAGGUAUGGAAGAUAUCAAAGAAGGCCAGAUGACCAUUUUCAGAAACCAUCAAAAGAUGCAGAAAGUAAUAAUUCUUCUCCAGCUCUAAAAAGAUGUGACGUGGUGCUAGAAGACUGUAGCAAAAAGAAAAAAGAAAGAGAUCAACAAGAGAAUGGGGGGAAAGAUUUCAAGAACACCUCUCCUGGUUUGAGGGAAGCAAGCUUUCAAAAUAUUGAGAGCAGAAAAAGAAGAGGAGUUGGUUGUCCGGAUCAAUGGCAUGUAAAUUCUCCACAAAAAUCACCACUGCCAAGCAAAGAACAGAAGACAGAACCAGUUCAGUCAAUGGGUUGCAGAGGCUCAAGUGAGAAUCACCAGGGUCAUAUGCACAACCAUCAGCAGGAAAACAUUCUUCAACCUAUGGAUUUGGACUGUAGUAGAACAUUUGUCACCACUAAUCAGAACACUGCUGCCAUCUGUCCAGAUGAAAACUGUUUAAACACUUCUCCCAAGAGAAAGGAGCAAUCUGCCAUCAGUAAUGACGUUCAGACUUCACCACUGGUCAGCUCUGCUGGGAAACAGAAAGUACAUACAAUUCGGCCUCUGAAGGAGCCAUUGAAUAGAUCUGAAAAGAAGAAGCAGAUGACUGAAUCAACUGAACCAAUUGUCCUUUCUAGUGAUGAAGAAGAAGGUGCUGAUGUGACAGAGAGCUAUUUCCAGACACAAAAAAGCCACAGACUUGAGAUUAAAGAAGCAGAACAAGAAUCCAAGCUACAUUUGUCAGAAGAGCUAUCGCAGAAUACAACUGAUAGCAAAACAGAGCAAGUUUCAACUGAACAACUCGACUCUUCUGCAGACCGUAGCACAUUCAAUGGACAAAUGGAUCUUGCCUUAGAUAUAAAGUUUGCCAUGGUUUAUAUUGGGAAAUAUAAAGGAACAGCAACAGGUUGCGCCAAAUUUACAACCAGGUACAUUAAGAUCCCAUUUGAAGUGGCCCUUAAUAAGAGAAAGGAACUGUCUGUGGAUUCCAUGCACUUAAAAAAGAUUGGACUGUGGACAAACUGUAAAGAUUCCUUGAGGAGUGACGCUGUCCUUUUUCUUUGGCUGUCAGAGGAACAAACUGAAAAUCAGAUAGGGACAUCUGAAUUAGAUGAGCAAGAAUUCAUCUUUAUUAAGCUGUCUCAGCUGCUCACAGAAGAGGAGCAGGCAACGUUAAACAAGAUAAUCAUGGAAGUAAGCAAGAAGAAUGCCACUCCAGAUCUCACUGACUUCUUACCUUGGGAACAAGCUGUUCAUUUGCUUAAAGAGCUAUCAUCUAAUGAAAGCUCUUUCAUGGACGACUGUUUUGCCUCAUUUCAGCAGCAGUUGCAAAAGGGCAGCACUUCUGUCUUGGUGGAGCGACCAUCUCAGGAAUCAAAAUCAAGCAUCACCAAACAUAAUUAUGCCCUGCUACUGAGGCAAAAUAGUGGUCAAUAUUCCUUUUCUAUCUCCUCUGCACAAAGGAAUGAAUGGAAAGACAUCCGAGAUAUUGGACCUGUUCGGAACUUGAUCGUUUAUCCUCCCCCACCUGCAAAAGGGGGACUGGGUGUCACAAGAGAGGAUUUGGAGUGUUUAGAGCAUGAACAAUUCCUCAAUGAUGUGAUCAUUGACUUUUAUCUUAAGUAUCUGUGGUUGGAGAGAGCCCCCAAACCUCUUGCUGACCGGUCGCACAUAUUUAGCAGUUUCUUCUAUAAAUGCCUGACUAGGACAGAAAAGAACUCUGAAGAAAACCCAAACCUUUCAAGAGCACAGAGAAGACACAAAAGAGUGAAAAGAUGGACUCGACAUAUAAAUAUUUUUAGUAAAGACUACAUUUUUGUGCCUGUGAAUGAAGAGUCUCAUUGGUACAUGGCAGUCAUUUGUUUUCCUUGGCUAGAAGAAGUUGUAUAUGAGGACUGUCCAGAUCAGAGUCCACCACAGUCACAUCUUCAACCAUCUCCACUUCCACCAGAAAUGAAAAGCGAAAUUGUUAGAACAGAAACUGUUUUGGUCUUUAAUGAUACCUGGAAUGAUAAAGAGGAACUAGAUGCAAAUAGCAAACUACCUCCUGCAGAUAAAGUUCAACAUGAACCUUUGUCUCCAGGAUUGGAAUCUAAAACAUCCAAAAGCUCUUCUAAAAUCAAGAAAGUUUGUAAAAGGCCUUGUAUUCUCAUCUUAGAUUCCCUGAAGGCCAGUUCUGUACAGAAAACAGUUCAGGUCUUGAGAGAAUAUCUUGAAGUAGAAUGGGAAACAAAACGCAAAACAUGCCGUGAGUUCAGCAAAUCAGUGGUUGUAGAUAUCUGUCCGCGAGUCCCCAAACAGAAUAACAAUAGCGAUUGUGGAGUAUAUUUACUACAAUAUGUGGAAACUUUCUUCCAGAAUCCUCUUGUUAACUUUGAGCUUCCACUGCACUUGGAGCGGUGGUUCCCUCGUCAGGUGGUAAGAAGCAAGCGUGAAGACAUUCGAAACUUGAUCUUGCAACUUCACUUGCAACAGCAGAGUGGCAGCAAAAGCUAGCUACACUCUUCUUUCCAUCUUGCAAAAGGAGAUUUUUGUUUACAACAAUUGAAAAUCCAAUCAGCAACAUUUGUUUUUCAAACUUACAAGAGGAGAAACUACAGAUAAUGUUGUUUUUCUAAGUAUAUGUGUAUUCUAGAGUUUUAUGUUAGAUAUGUAUUGCAGGCCAUUGUGGGAAAAUUGAGGUGUAUACAUUGCCAUUAUGUAAUUUAAAGUAAAUAUUUGUUAUGUUGUCUAAUUAGAUUUUUAUUUGGAAUACAGAAGCAGCAUAACAAGAAUGUGCUGGAAAGAUGGGAAAAUAUUUUAGCCCUAAGGGGUUUAUUUUCAUCCUCCAAAUACAUCGGGAACUGUGGGAACUGGGGCUGCGUAAGAGGGAGGCACUAAAGUGCCAUUUUAGAGAUGCUUCCUGUGUGAUAUUUUCAUGUUGAAAUGCUACUGCAGAUAUCAUUCUCCUGUCUAAAAUGGUAUCAUGGGGAAUUUUUAUAUCCCUAGUAGCGUUAAUGCUACUGAUAUGCUUCUAUUUCUUGGCAUAUACAGUUCUUUCUCAGAGGCUGUUCUGCAUAAAAACUUUCUAUGUCGCAUUUUUAAAUGUAAGAAAAGAACAUGGAUCCACAAUUGUACUUUAGAAAUUUAACAUGAAAGUUGGUUCUCAAUUUUUUUCUAUGUCUCACUUGACCACAUAGACCAGAUUCAGAGCCCCAAUCUGUUUUCUGCUGUGCAGCAUUCGUGUAUAGCAUAAAUACUAUGUAUUUUAAUAUAUGUUAAUAUAAGGCCAUAUGGUCUUUGCUGUAUUGGAUACAGUCGUAGCUUAUAACUGGCAAGAUGUCAUCUUGAUGCGAGUUGUUUUAAUGUUUCAGCCGUGGUGUUUAUUUCCAGGGAAAUUUUUAGGUGUAUAAUAAUGCAACAGAAUUUUAUGGAAAGAAAAACCUCCUGUUUUUAAAACAAAACAUUUAUUCAAAAGACUCAUGUUCAGAGACAUAAUGUGUGUUGAAGAGCAGAAUCCUUUUGAUUUCCCCAAAGAAAUUUCCUGUUGGUAAAUCUCUUAAUAAGAAGGUUUUUAUUGAAGUAAAAUGUUGUGCUGUGCAGUAGUCACAUAUUUAAAUCUGGAUUGGUCCAGAGUUGUUAAGCUAGAGGCACUGACAGACACCCCCCCCCAAAAAAUUUAAGUUCAUUAACGUGCUUGUUUCUCCUGUGAUCACUAACAGAAAGGAUAAGGGAAUUCUUAAAGAAGGUAUUUUUCUUUGUUCAGUAUCUAACAGGUAAAAUGUUAUCUCAUUUCUGUGUUUGAAAAGAUUUUUUUAUUCUUAAAAACAAAUCAAAAUGACCGUGUUGUAAAAUAACACAGCAUUGAUGCCUCAGACAAAGAAGUGGCAGAAGAACUAAAGUAAGUUGUGUGAGGCUAGAAAUGUGUUUUAUUUCCAGUGACUGACUGGUUUGCGAAACCAACUUAUUAAUUACAAUAAAUCAGUGCUGUUUUGCUGGUACUUCCUGACUUUGUGGACACCUAAUAGGAUGCUGCAUGCUGUGAUGAUUUACACCUUUCCCCCUACAUAGUAGUUAUUUAACAUAGGAAAAAUGUCAUGUAUGAAGAGGCCCUUAAGUCUAACUGAAGACAGAGUAUCUAGUGUCAUAGAAAGAAGAAAACGAAAUCUAGUUAAUGCUAAAUAUUUCCACUACAACUUGUAACCAGAGGUGCCUAAUAGGAUCACUCAACAUACUUUUCUGGGCUUCUGGCCAUUUCCCCUGGAUUUAGUAUUCCCACUGUUUAAAAUAUACCACCUCUUUUGCUAUUAUGUAUGGAUUAAGAGUGUCAGGGUAACUUUCAUUGGAUGUAUGUGAGUUGCACCUUGAACUAGGCUUGGUACGCAAAUAGAUGUAUAUUCUGGUUUUAAGAGCUCCGUGCUGUGAAGUUGCUUGGUGGGUCCAUCUUGCAUAUUAUUGUCUUACCUGACAUCAGAGUGAGUGCUAGAGGAUGAGAAGAAUCAUUACAACUGUAACACAGAGCACAAGGUGAUGGACCUGGUAGACCACUCCGUAGCAUGGAUAUCUUAAGCAUUCUGUGUCUCAGUGAGAGCCUGGCAACUUUGUAGUGGCCAUUAACACCUUCAUAUUUUAUUAUUGAAAAUAAUUAAGUAUGGUCACAUCAUUUAUUUUGAAUGACACAUUCUUUUACAGUGGAUUUUUAAUGAUGAUGAUGAUACAUUAUAAUAAAUAUACAUUAUAAUGUUGUCUAAUGUCCAUGAUGAAAUUCUCUGAUCUGUUUUGAUACUGCAUUUCUUUGUACGUUUUUUCAAAGUAAAAGAAGCAGCACUUUUAUUAGGAA